Messenger RNA from Oreochromis aureus, 3458 nucleotides. Its product is annotated as high affinity immunoglobulin gamma Fc receptor I-like. The record is from RefSeq and is a predicted model, not a curated record. NCBI's taxonomy places the organism in Eukaryota, Metazoa, Chordata, Actinopteri, Cichliformes, Cichlidae. The transcript is spliced from 9 exons. Gene Ontology annotation, biological process: cell surface receptor signaling pathway. Gene Ontology annotation, molecular function: transmembrane signaling receptor activity. The coding region runs from base 22 to 996 and encodes 324 amino acids.
CACAGUCAGCAGCAAGACAACAUGGAGGUCAGAUUUGCCACCAACAGACUCUUGAUGACUGUUCUGUUGCUGUUGGUUACAGUAGCUGAAUUCAGUGAUUCUCAAACACAUAAUUCAGGUUUUCCUGAAGUUGUUCCAAACAGACAGCAGUUCUUUCAAUCAGAACCUAUCAUGAUCAGCUGUGAAGGGCUAAAUGGGCUGACUGGAUGGAGAGUGAUGAAAAAGAUAAAUGGAGAUGUUAGAACAUGUGCUUCAACCUGGGAAACAUCGAUUGGACCUUGCAAAAUUAUUAAUGCAUAUCCAUCAACUGACAGUGGAGAAUACUGGUGUGAAAUGGGAGGAAUACAAAAAAGCAACUCUGUCAACAUCACUGUAACUGAUUUAGAGAGUCAUGUGAUCCUGGAGGUUCCUGUCCAACCUGUGAUGCAGGGAGAAAACGUGACCUUGCAUUGUAGAAAAAAGGAUGCAAACUCCAACUACACUGCAAAAUUCUAUAAAAAUGGCAUCUCCGUUGGGAGCAGCUCAUCAGGAAACAUAAUGGUUCCCAAUGUAUCCAAAUCUGAUGAAGGACUCUACAAAUGUAGCAUUGCUGAUGCUGGAGAAUCACCAGAGAGCUGGCUAACUGUUGGAAGUCAUCCUACAGUGCCUUACUUCAAACUCUACCUGGUGAUCUGCACUGGUUUCAGUGUUUUAUUGGUGGUCAUUCUGCUAAUAUUGGCAGGACUGUUUCAACAUCAUAAACAUCAACAAACCAUCAGAAAUCACACAGAAGACACAUCUUUAACACCAAGUCCUCAAAAUUCUCCUGCCUCCUUCCAGCCUCACUCUUCUGCACAAACAGAUGAUGACAUAUUGUCUUCUGUCGCCAUUUACUACACCCUAAGCCAAAGUGAGACUGAACUUAAAGAUGAUGACAUGUUAUCUUCUAGAGCCAUUUACACCACCUUACGCCCGGGUGAGACUAAACUCAAAGGUCGCAGAAAGAGAGCUGACUGAAGACAAAAUCACAUCUGAGUGAAAGUGAAGUCGAUGAAGUAAUCCACAUUUAUCACAUAUUGUUAUUGCAAUUGAACAAGCUGUACAUCAUCUGCUGGGUUUGGUGUGACUGUCAGUGUGUAAAAUGUCGUUUCUUGUGUAUAUUCAGAAAUAGCUGGCCGCCAGAUGUGGCUGAUCAUAAGUACUCAUAAAGUUCACAUGCUAACAAACACUUCUGUCUCUUAUGUAGAAGUUGAAUUUAAACCACUUGUUGCUUCUGCUCUUUUUGCUUAUGCAUGAAUGCUUCUCAAAAGAAAACAGCUGCUGCAGCUCAUUUCUUUUGAACAGCAAGUACUCACUGUGGUCAACCACUAAUGUAAAUGUGUCGCUUUGUUUGCCAGAUGAACCAAAUUUGUGGCAAGCAGUGAAAUAUAACUGCACAGUUUUAUCCUCAGCAUGUCUACAUGUAAAAAGUUAUAUAGUGCACAGAUGAAAAAGUUGUGGCUUAUUUCAUGCUGCCGCAGUAGCUGUUCAGUUGAGUCACCCAAAAUAAGCUGAUUUUGUUUUAUUUUACAUGUUUUUGGUCAGACUGUGUGAAAGCAGAACUCAGAAGCUGAAUAAGUGUAACGGUAUAAUCUCAGCAUCUAAAUUGGAUUUAGAUGCUAAGAGGUGGGGCUCAGCUCAUUUCUAACUAUUUUUAGACAACAUACUUGAUAGGCUAUAUAUCAGUUCCCGAAUGUCAGAAUGGUCAGACUAAACCUUAUCGAGCUGCUUCUUUAAAAGAUGGCUAAAAAAGAGUGACUUCCUUUUUUCUGUUUUUUAAUCCACAAAAACUUUGUCACUUUACAAGUCUAUUUAUAAAGUUACAAAGCUUUGUCAUGUUUUGUGAUCAAUUACAAUUUGCAAAGUAACUUGUUACUUUGCAAAGUGCAGAGGCUCAAAAGAAAAAUAGCCAAAAACGUUUUAAAUAUCUCAAUAUUGAGAAAAAUUCAUAUAUUUGUGAAGUAUAAUUUUUUAUUUCUCAUAUCUUUUAUGCUAGGAAAGCAACCCUAAAACAUCACUAGCUAUGUUAAUGAAAUGUAGGAUAAAAAUCAAGAAGCUGUUUGGAGCAGCUAAUAUUUGUGUCAUUAAGAUGAAACUGCAGAAAAAUAAUAUUCUGAUGUAAGAGUGAUAUCAUUUUCUUCUGAUUGUCAGAUUUUCCUAAGAUUUCAAAUUACACCUAAUGAAUACAGUGAAUAGCAAAUAGUGUCCAUCAUCACUGAUGUUACUGUUCUUGUCUGUCCUCUCAUUAUGGCUGUAUCUCAUCACUAGAUGACGACAUGUUAUGUUCUAGAGCCAUUUACUAUGAUUCCCUAUGUGUUGCAUUCAGAUAAUAUGUAAUAUGUGAUGGGUGGUAAAUAUUAAAUGGAUUUGUGUUUACUGUUUUGGGUGUUUAAGCAACCGAGAAGAACUGUAAUAUGAACAAUAGCAUUUUUUUCUAUGCUUUAAAAAAACAAGUACAUUUUUUGUUCUGUACUUCUUGUAUAUAUUUUUAUUAGAAAGGUCUCAUAAAAAGAGCGGAAUGAAGGCAAAAUCACAUCUGAGUGAAAGUGAAGACAUUUAUCGCAACUGAACAAGUUGUACAUCAUCUGCUGGGCUUGGUGUGAAUGUCAGUGUGUAAAAUGUCAUGUCUUCUGUAUAUUCAGAAAUAGCUGGCUGCCAGAUGUGGCUGAUCAUAAGUACUCACAAAGUUCACAUACUGACAAACACUUCUGUCUCUUAUGUAGAAGUUAAAAUUAAGCCAGUUGUUGCUUCUGCUCUUUUUGCUUGAAUGUUGUUUAAACGAAGAGCUGCUGCAGCUCAUUUCUUCUAAACAGCAGGUACUCACUGUGGUCAACCGCUGAUGUAAAUGUCUUGCAUUUCUUUGUUUUCUAAAACAGAGCUGUGAAGUACACCUGCAAAGUUUACUGGGCAUGACUCUGUGUGAAGUGUGGUCUAGUGCACAGACUGAAUAAGUUGUGGCUUGUCAGCAGAAACUGUUCACUAAAGUCAAAGAAAAUGAGCCAAUUUUUUUUUAGGUCAGACUGUGUCUUGAGAAGUGUGAAGAGGAUAUGAUUAAGAUGCUGAGAGGUGAUGCUCAGCUCUUUUAUGCUUGACUUUAAUUAUUUAUAUUAAGCUUAUAAUUGAUAAGCCAAAAAUAAAUAAGGAUAAAAUUGAGCCAUCAUUUAAUCACUUUUUUUCCCACAAACCAGGGAAGUAAACACAACUUUGUGGCUUCAAGUUUUCUUUUAAAGUUACAAAGCUUCAUUACAUUUCAUGAUGAACUACAAUAUGGAUUGUAACAAGGUACUAAUUUAUCAAGCAUAUUUAAGUCACAGCAGAAAACAUAAAUAUGCAAAGGAUUAACAUUACACAUUUUAAAAAAAUUAACUCUUGACAUUUAGAAAUUACUGAAAUUUGUGUUUUUCAUGUUAAAAACAUCCCUUCGACUUCCACCAUGUUAA